UCGAAAAGGACGUCAUUCUAGAUUCUUACAAGGAAAAAGUUUCAACAUAAGUCGAACAUAUUUGGAGAACUUCGCUUUGAACAAAGACUUCUCUGCUUUUCCAUCAAUUUUCUUUACAUUUCAGUUUUGGUUUUCAAACGACAAGACAUCCUGAAAGAUUAUGGGAAAUUAAUACGAUUUACCGUAACAACGCUAUAAAGUUUAUUAUCAGGACAUGGAUACGGUGAAGGAAUAUCUAGGAUACAUCAAUCCUCAUUGGGUAGCGGUGGUAGUAACAGGAAUGUACACUCAUCUUCGACAAAUUUGCAUAAUUGGCUUAUGUUUCGACGAAGAGAGUACUCCGUUCGAUCCGUCUUACGCGUCGGUGCUUUUCAUAUUUUCCGUAUUGUGCCUCUUAGCGGAAUAUAGACUUUGGCCUAGAACCCUUAAAGAACCACCAAUUCAACUUCUUUACAUUUACGAAAUGUUGGUUGCAGCAUUGACUACAAACUUAACCACACGUGCUAUCUGGGUUCCACUCAUGCACGUUAUCUAUUGUUUAACCCAAGAAUCCAGUAAAUGUUUGCUAUGGUUGAACACAGUAUUGGGAUUAAGUCGCUACUCGUUUUUAACUGAAUUUGCAUAUUAUAUGGCGAAAGAUUGUGCUGCAACGCAUAUGGCUUUCUGCAUGUCCGUAUUGUCGUUUGUUUGGAUGCUGGAUGCCACCGAAUCCUUGGACGCGAUUUUGGACACUUGGGCCAAGUAG
This is a messenger RNA of Bombus huntii, 745 nucleotides long. RefSeq lists its product as uncharacterized. The coding region runs from base 215 to 745 and encodes 176 amino acids. The record is from RefSeq and is a predicted model, not a curated record. The transcript is spliced from 3 exons. Lineage: Eukaryota; Metazoa; Arthropoda; Insecta; Hymenoptera; Apidae.